Molecule: messenger RNA, 435 nt
Organism: Pollicipes pollicipes
Lineage: Eukaryota; Metazoa; Arthropoda; Thecostraca; Pollicipedomorpha; Pollicipedidae
Exons: 5
Coding region: 94-435 (113 amino acids)
Source: RefSeq, a predicted model, not a curated record
UUGGAGCAGCAGCUGAGCGGCCUGGAACAGCAGCACCUGCAGCGGCUGACGCAGAUCAAACAGGGCAGGGAACUGCCAUUUGACGUGGAUCAGAUGCGAACGCGCUACACCCAGCUGGAGAAGACCAUGGAGUCGAAGGAGCGCAGCUACAAACAGCGCAUCGCCGGGCUGGAGCAGCAGAUCAAGACCCUGAAGGAGCAGCUGGCGCAGGAGAUCCGCAAGCGCCAGGAGUACAUGCUGCGCAGCUCGCGCGCCGGCGAGGAGAUCCGCGAGAUUCGCUCCACGCUGGACGACAGCCUGCGAGCCGUCGGCGGAAACGAAGAGCUGGACGCCGGCGCGCUGGACUUUGAGUCGCGCCGCCUGGACGCGCUGGUGGACCGGCACCGGCUGGCGCCGCGUCGCCGCCUGUCUGCCCUCUUGGAGACGGAGCGGUGA